GCACACCUUAGGGGCAACAGAUGGGGAUCGGGGCAGGUUCCUGCACCUGCUUGUGUGCUGAGGAGGAUGGGGAGCUGUCUGAGCAUGACGUGGCAAAGAGGGGCUCUUCACAGAAGUUUCUAUCCCUACUGCCCCCUGCACAGUGGCUGCAAGAAGAUUCCCAUCUGGCAUGCUGCAAAUCCCAAGGAAGGCAGCACAAUCGAAGACACAUCUGCUGCCAUGGUGAAUGAGAAGCACAAUGGCACCCUGCUUGUGCAGCUGGGGCCCAAACUGCAGGCCCACCCAGAGAAGCUGCUGCGGCAGCGGCGAGGCCACGACGAGCGGCCGGAAUACCUGGUCCGGUGGAGCGUUGUUAGCUCGGAAGAGAGAGCGGCGGGAGGCAGCAGUGCCUGCUCCGGAGAGAGCAAGGCAGAGCACAUCUCCCUGUGGAUGUCUGCAGAAGAGGUGUGCGCCAGCUGCCCGGCGCUGCUGGGCCAGAGGAGGCCGGAGGGGCCGAGAGAGGAGAAGGCGCCCGGUGCCUUGUCCGCGCUCAUCCCGCUGGACGAAGCCUCGCUGCUGGAGAUGAAGGCCGACGUCAGGAGCCUGGUGCAGCGAGCCGGGCGCCAGGUGGCCGAGGCCGGGACCCCCGAGUGCUCCAUCCUGAGCACGGUGCACGUGCUGGGCGCCUACGCCAGCAUCGGCUCCCUGGCGGGCGCCUUCAGGGAGGCGGGAGCCCUGGAGCUGCUGACGGCCAUGCUGUGCCACCGGGAGAAGCGGAUCCGCCGCGGUGCCGGCGAGAUGCUGCGCGCUCUGGGCGCUCAGGAUGCAGGAGUCUGGGCCCAUGUCCUGCUGUCCCUGAGCCAGCAGGAUGGCAUUGAGCAGCACAUGGACUUUGACAGUCGCUGCACCUUGCUGGAGCUGUUUGCUGAGAUCACGUCCUCUGCAGAGCACUGCAUGUCCUUCGAGGGGAUUCACCUCCCGCAGGUGGUGCCGGACCCGCCAGCAGCCCUGGGGCCCGAGGGGCCAGGAGGGGUGGGAGUGGGGGCCAGGAGGGCAGGACUGGCUGUCGGGAGAGCUGGCUCAGGGCCUGGGCCUGGUGAGAGGAGCCGUGUGAAGCAGGAGUUUGAGUUCAGCAUGGCCAUGGCAAACCUCAUCUCGGAGCUGGUGCACGUGAUGGGCUGGAGCCACAGGCACAAGGCAGAGCCGCUGCGCCAGCGGGACCUGCAGCCUCGCCCUGCCCGCUCCAUCUUCCUCGUGUCCUGGGGCCGGUCGUGACGACUCCAAAAGCCUGUGUUGCCUUCAAAUCCUGGUCCUCAGAAAAAGCAAGGCUGUACCUUCCUGACUGCAUCAGACUUUGCAGACAGCAGUGACUACACAGAGUACUUGCGGGCAAACCUGGUGCGUGGCAUGAGGGUGCGCUUGCUGGAGGACUGUGGUGACGUUAGAGCUGGGGAGGAAGGCGAGUUUCUCCAGAGCACGAAUAACAUGCAGACAGUACAGGUUUUACGGCAGUCAACGGGUCGGACCUACUGGGUGCGUUGGCACAUACUGGAGAUUAUUGGCUUUGGGGACAAGUGGGAAGAUCCUGCUGCUCAGGAAAAGGAACAUAGUGUGAGAAAGAGCUUCAAUCUAGACACAGUUCCACAGCCAUUCCUGUGCAAGCCCUUGGGGGGGCUGUACUCCCUGCCUUACCUGGGCCAGCGGCUGCCAACGGCUGCAGACACGCUGAGCCGUGCCGAGUGGUGGGAGCUGCUCUUCUUUGUGAGGAAGCUGGAAGCACAGGAGCAGAAAGAGAUCACCUGUCUCAUCCAGCAGCACCAGGGAGAGCAG
Molecule: messenger RNA, 1809 nt
Organism: Onychostruthus taczanowskii (white-rumped snowfinch)
Lineage: Eukaryota; Metazoa; Chordata; Aves; Passeriformes; Passeridae
Product: cullin-9-like
Exons: 7
Source: RefSeq, a predicted model, not a curated record